Molecule: messenger RNA, 2840 nt
Organism: Dissoconium aciculare CBS 342.82
Lineage: Eukaryota; Fungi; Ascomycota; Dothideomycetes; Mycosphaerellales; Dissoconiaceae
Exons: 1
Coding region: 421-2454 (677 amino acids)
Cellular component (GO): site of double-strand break
Source: RefSeq, a predicted model, not a curated record
AGAAGCCCGUGUAUGGAUACUGCAGAUUGUCGUUGGAGAAGGACUACUAUCGUGCACACCCGGGGGCACUUCAGGACUUCGGAUUGCAACCAGUCUAGCUGCGCCAAAGCGCGUCUCCUCACCGAAUAAUGUUCACGCAACGCAAUUGGAAGAAUAUGCUCGUCAACGGACAUUGAGAACUCAUACUACCUCCAUUGGCGAUGUUUGGUACUGAUGCUGUCAGACUUCUUAACGCGACACCUCUCUCGCGAUUGGAACUCGUGGAAUGCCAAAUAUAGAUAGAUCCUGCUCAGUCCAUCUUCACCUCAGUUGACAGCUUCACAUCUCUCUCUCUCUCUCUCUUUCUGCGAGUCUCAAUAUGAAUAGCGCCACUGUCUUCAUCUCCACCAGUGCCACAGAUUUGUCUAAGUCUCCGCAGCGAUGUUCAUCGAGCAGCUCGUCACCAGCAAUCGGCGUUCAUCUCGCGCGCUGUCGGACCCGCCUGCCAGCUCCUCGGGCAAUAGCGAUAGUGCAGGUCAUUGCCGCGUGUUAGGCGCACCAUUCCAACACCAUACAGCACACAGCAAGGACGACCACGACACGCUACCACCCUCCACUCCAGACCAGCAACGAGGUCCUCACGGGUUGAUCGCCCGCGGCCUGACGCUGCAGCUUCCUACUGCUCGCACCGCAGAUCCGACUACUUCUCUCUUUCACGAUGCUCCAUUGUCACCCAAAUUAGAUGCGCAAAGCAUCUAUAUGCAGUCUCAGAACCAGACACACUCUCCUGCUACGAGUCUCCCAAGGCACUCGCGAGGCCUCGAUUUUGCAAGAGCAUGUACUACACUCGCUCAUUCUACGAUUGCCGAGCAUAGCAGUCCAGAUUCCUCACCCAGAGCAAGUCAGCGAGGGUUGAAUAUACCUGGUGGAAAGAUGUCCUUCACGGGAAUGGGAUUGGACUCUCCGCGUCUCCAUGGCGCCGGCAAUGUGUCUUGGAACCACUUCGGGCCGGAGAGGAGUACACUCAGCAGUUCUGUCGGUAGUGUAAAUAUGUUGGCCUCUGACAGCGAAAGCUCUAGUGAAGAUGGGGAUACGAGUAUGGCGGGUGACGAGGGAGACGACCCACUUCUCAUGACUCCCCAGGUGCAAAAGAUCGUCGACCACAGCGUGGCCACGCCAUUCCAGACAAACACGACAGCAAUCGGCGGCUCACUGUGGGGCAGCGGAGCACACUUCUCGCCAGCUCAAGGGUCUCUGGUUAAGACGAUUCGGAAGCAAAGACUCGGCCGUAGCGGACGAAAGAAUAGGCAGAGCUCGAGCAGCGCGAGUGGGAGUGGCUACAGCUCACUUGCAUCUCCGCGGGCCUAUUCUCCGCCGCCUAUCAAGAGCAUUGAAUCUGGCGGGUAUUUUGCCAUGUCGCAUGCCGCUCGGAGUCGACGGGAGAGCCUUGCUCUGGGGACCGAUGGCCUACAGAUCUCUAGUGGCAACGACAGUGGAGACGAAGCAUUAGGCAUGCCACCAUCAACCCCUGGCGUCGUUCGUAGAGCUGUCACUCGUCGUGGGAAUCUUCUUCCCAAGACAAAAGGUUUCGCAAGAAUCCGUGCUGCAUUAGCUGAGGAAGCUGCGCCGAUUGAUACCGACGUGCGACGUGAAGCCGAGACAAUCAGGCAGGUACGAGAACGUGAUAACAGCACCUCUGACUUUGAGCUGGGUUCCGCAACUGCUGCCUCGUCGCCAAAUCUGCUGCCUGCGGUGCCAGAGGCCGCCCAGAUAGACUUUGGCAAAGAUCUCGAUGGCGAAGGCACCACCAUGAAGGGGCUCGGCGCGAAUUUUGCUGCCCACGCCAAUCGAAAUAGUGGAGGUCCCGAAUUUUGGAAUAGGUUUGAUCCCGCAAUGCGAACACCACCACCGCCUGCUUUCUCGCGGCAUGGCAGUGGCGCAUCCGAAUUGAAUCUUGACCUUCCCUUUGGAGAAGGUAUACAGUUCAGGCGGCCGCGAGCGCGAUCAUCUGCUUCGGACGCCUCAGAAGCCUUCUUCCCGGCAGGGGGCAGCAACAGCAACAAUAAUAACAUCCACAACGGCGCGAGCUCCGGGGUGAACGACGACAUGCAUCUCAAAAAGUUCAAGCGUCGACGCGAAGAUGACUUCGAUAUUGCGACCAUUAAACGACGCGCUGUUUCUCCAGGAAUGAGCUCACAGAACAGUCCAGUAUUGGCAGCAUCCCCUUCACAUCGAGAUGCGAACUCUUGGGGACAACCACCGGAACGCAAAGGGGAGCGCAAGGAUUGGCCCUCCUCAAGUGGUAUUGACAUCGCCACCCUCACUCGAGCCAGUAGCGGCGGAAGCGGAUCGAUGAGCGUUACGCCUACAGGAAGUAUGACACCGAACAACAAUCUUGUGAACCAAGGAAAGAAGCUUGGUCUACAGCCUAUGACUGAUACGAAUGACGGCCUUAUGAAAAUGAGCAUCGAAUGAGAUACUCCGCUCCGGAAUGGCGUUUACUUGCUAGGGACACCCGGCGUUGUUUCGUAAUUGUGUAUAUUUCUACUUGAUCGAACGUGAACGCAUUAUGAAAUCCAACCGGCGGCAUCUUACAAGUUUCCUCUCAUCAUACUGUAUGUGCGCAGUUGCUGUCGCUGUCGCUGUUUGAGUCCGUGGGCGUGCCCCAGAUACCUUGCCUCAGGCCAAAACCAGAAACGCUGUCGGUCAACCUGCCUUCAGGCAAAUCAAUAUGGCUGGCCCUCAGCUCGCUUGCGCCCGCUGGACUGUAUAUGCCGACCCGCAUUGCUGCUCUCACCAAGCGUCUAGUAUAAACUACACUGUUCUUGGUUUCAAUAACAAAACACAUGCGCCGCAUUCAC